ACUUCACGGUUCACGCACGCACUUGCACUUCACUUGACUUGAGUAUUGAGUUUGACUGGCUAGGCUCCGAGAGUUUAACUCCACUAAAUUAUAUAUUGUAAACUUAUUUAAAUUAGUGGAGGUUACAUAAGUACGUAAAUACGUGUUAUUUAUUUUGGGGUAAUACAUUUGAAAUGGAAGUUUAAUAAUUACUUUAUUUUUACGAGUGCAUAUAAUUUAUUGUAAGCAUCGACCAGAUUCUUCAUACAGCAAUGGCUACCGAAGUCUGCAAGGGGUAUUCCGAUUUGCUGCAAGAAUUAAAUAAAGCUCGUGAUAAUCUGAAGGGUUUGAAUGACAACAUUCGUAAAAUUAUAGGCCGGGAUCCGUCUAGCACUGAGCAGUAUAACUCUGGAAACAGUUUUGGUGCAUAUUCACGAAAUGAGACAAAAAAACGUAGCUCUAGUGGAUUUGAUAUCAACAGGCGAACUGAUCAAGAACGCCGUUACUCAGACAUCAAUCAGAACGGUAGUAAACGACGUGCUAUGGGUGAGACCAAAUCGGUUUUCAGUAGACUUUCGGGUCCUCCUAACCGAGAUGCCGAAUACGAAAAGCCAAGAGUAUAUUCACGAGUGAUUAAAGAACAACCUACGCGACAGGAGGUUGUCGCGGCUCAAGGGAGUGAUGAACAGUCUCGUGCACGUAAUCGUCGAAUGUUUAGUUCAUUACUAGGCACACUGCAAAAGUUUUCUCAGGAAGAAUCUAAACUAAAAUCGAAAGAAGAAAAAAAAGCACAGAUAGAAAAAAAACUGGAAGAACAGCAGAAAGUCGAGCGGGAAAAUCUACGAAAAGAAAAACAAUGUUUGUUUACUGACCGAAAGCGUCAACAACUUGAAAUUCGUGCUAUAGAAACAAAAAUGAUAAAAAUGCGUGAUUUCGAAACAUGGGAACAACACAAAAAACCAUUGAGUAACUUUAUCAAAACGCAGACGAAGCCUCAUAUUUAUUUUCUGCCUAAGAAAUUGGAUGCAAAAAUGGAGAAGAAACUUACAGAUUGUCAAGAAGAACACAGAAAAACUAUAGAACAAAAACGGCAAGAAGUGAUGAAAAGUAUUUCAAAUGUGGAAGAGCGUUUUCAAGAAGAUAUAAAGAGACUAGAAGAGUAUGCAACUCGCAGAUCAGACGCAACUCUUAAUAAUUCUAAGCUUGAUCGGUGUUUAACCGGCGAGGAAGAGGAUGAUUUUCAAGAUGAUGAUCACGCAAAUAGCCUUUAUAAUGAUGAUGAUCAUUAUGAAAAUGUUGAAGGACCCGCCUUGCCUUCUACAAUGGUUGCUUCUAAUUUUAAAAUCACUAUUCAGAACCACGAAAUCAAACAAGAAAAAACGGAACCUCUGCAUACAACUGUUCGAUUGAUUGACGAAUCAGAUUCCACUAAGGCACUGCCGGACAAAUCAUCCUACAUUACCCAGAACGAUAACUUUCAAAUCACCUUUAAGACGGAUAGUGAUUGUUAGUAAUAAAUCCAAAGGCUUUCCCCCAAGUAAUUCUGGCAUGAUAUAUUCAUUAAAAUGUCAUUGGUAAACAGCAUAAAUUCUUCGAAUUGACCGAUCAACACAUCAACGGGGCCGGAUUCCAACCAGAGAUGAUUCGAUCACUUUGAUUCAUUUGACAGUGCCGUCCAGCUGAGCAAAAUAUGAGAAGUUUUAGGUAUCUUGCACUUUACACCUUACUGGAGACCGCAGUUUGAAAGUACGACUGGGUACAAAAGUGCGGUGCGACAUAGUGACAUGAAACAUUGAAACAUUUGUAGAAAUAGUUAUUAUCCAUAAUUUUGCUGAAUAAAGCUGAGCUGUAUUUAGUAUUUAUAUUGCUAUAGGGCUUGUUAUCCUGUUGGUAAUCAAAUGGACGUUAACUUGACCACCAA
This is a messenger RNA of Sabethes cyaneus, 1900 nucleotides long. It is a transcript of the gene Pnn, whose product is annotated as pinin. The record is from RefSeq and is a predicted model, not a curated record. The transcript has 5 exons. The coding region runs from base 252 to 1490 and encodes 412 amino acids. Gene Ontology annotation, cellular component: catalytic step 2 spliceosome. NCBI's taxonomy places the organism in Eukaryota, Metazoa, Arthropoda, Insecta, Diptera, Culicidae.